UGAAAUGUCUUCUCUCUUAAGAUUCUGUCCUAUUUUUUUUGCUUUGAAAAUCAAUGAGAGAGAAAUUAAAAACGUCUAGCUUUGAAAUUAGAGUGCGCAAGUAAGACCCUUUUGUGGAAAAAGAGAAGUUGGCCACUGUUGAAUUAUAAAUAUAUUUUUUUGGGAGUGUUGGGUUCUGAGGAAGCUAUUACUUCACCAACAAGUGAAGCUACACAGAUAGAUAGUAAGAACUAGGAAGGUUUUGGCUUAUAAAGUGUUUUUUUUCUUUGUUUGAGUCUUGGGAUCUGAAUAUUGUUUUUCGUUGAAAAGAUUCGAUCUUGGCUACUCUUUAAGCUACUGAUUUACUAGGAAGGUGAUUUUGAGAACUGGGUCUAUCUCAUUUUCCUCUAAAAAGGGUUGGUUUUGUUCAACAAUUUAGGCUUCUGGUAGGGAUUGUUGAUCUCAAUAUAUUUUUCACCGUUAGCUUCAAUUUCCCAGUUGCCAAGUUGAGUAUUUGCUGGAUAGUUCUUUCGGAAUGUGGGCAUAAAUGGUGAUUCUGGGGUAUAUUCCGAUGACUUUCCUUAAUUGGGUAUUCUUGGCUUGCUUUAUUUGUUCUGCACUGAGUCUUGAAACCUCAGGCCAAUCCUGUUAUCCAAAUGAUGUGUUGGCACUGAAAGAAUUUGCUGGAAACCUCACAGGGGGGUCCAUCAUCACAGCCUGGUCUGAUGAAUCUGUUUGCUGCCAAUGGGAUGGUGUUGUUUGUGGGAAUAAGAGUAGUGUCUCAGCUUCUAGCAGAGUGAUCAGCUUGAUCUUGCCUAAAAGGGGUCUCAAAGGGAAUAUUUCAAGCUCUUUGGCGAGAUUAGAUCAGCUGAGAUGGCUUGAUCUUUCUUGCAAUCAUCUUGAGGAUGUACUGCCUUUAGAGCUCUCAAAUUUGAAGCAGCUAGAGUUUCUUGAUUUGAGCUAUAACAUGCUGUCAGGACCAGUUUCUAAAUCGUUUUCUGGUUUGACAUCAAUUCAAUGGCUGAAUAUUUCAAGCAAUUCAUUUAAUGGGGACCUGUUAGAGUUUGGCUGGUUUCCAGAUGUUGCUGUGUUCAACUUGAGCAACAAUUCAUUUACUGGCCAAGUCAGUUCUCAAGUCUGCAGUUACUCCAAACGGAUUCAGGUUCUUGAUUUAUCAAUGAACCGCUUAGUAGGGAGUCUUGAAGGCCUAAACAAUUGCAGUAUCUCUCUACAACAGCUGCAUUUGGAUUAUAAUUUGCUCUCAGGCUAUCUUCCGGACUCUUUGUACUCAAUGACAUCAUUGGAGCGACUCUCAAUCACUGGGAACAAUUUCUCAGGACAAUUAAGCAAGAAAUUGAGUAAGCUCUCUAGCCUUAAAUCCUUGAUUAUUUCUGGAAACCAUUUUUCUGGUACACUUCCGGAUGUGUUUGGGAAUCUUGCACGAUUGGAGCUGUUAUGUGCACACUCAAAUUUGUUUUCUGGACCCGUGCCUUCAUCCCUCGCACUCUGCUCAAAGCUUCGUGUACUUGAUCUCCGGAACAAUUCAUUAAGUGGUCCUCUUGAUCUCAAUUUCACUGGAAUGCCUAGUCUCAUUCAACUUGAUCUUGCUACUAAUCAUUUUUCUGGUUCCCUUCCCACUUCCCUGUCUGAUUGUAAAGAACUGCAAGUUUUGAGCCUGGCCAAGAAUAAGUUCAGUAGCCAAAUCCCUGAGACUUUUGCCAAUCUCAGAUCACUUGUGUUUCUCUCACUGUCAAAUAAUAGUUUUAUUGAUUUGUCUGGGGCCCUAUCUGUCCUUCAGCAAUGCAAAAACCUUACCAUUCUUAUCCUUACAAAAAAUUUCCAUGGGGAGGAGAUUCCCAGAAAUAUAAGUGGGUUUGAGAGCUUAAUGGUUUUCGCACUUGGGAAUUGUGCUCUGAAAGGCCAAAUACCAGAUUGGCUGUCGGGUUGCAGGAAGCUAGAAGUUUUAGAUUUAUCAUGGAAUCACUUAAACGGCAUUAUCCCACCCUGGAUUGGUCAGAUGGAGAAUUUGUUUUACUUGGACUUCUCAAAUAACUCUCUCACCGGAGAAAUUCCAAAGAGUUUGACAGAGCUAAAGGGCCUUGUUUCUUCAAAUUGCAGCUUUUCCACUCUUUCAUCUGCAGCUGGGAUCCCACUAUAUGUAAAGAGAAACCAGAGUGCUAGUGGUCUUCCAUACAACCAGCUUUCAAGUUUCCCCCCAUCGUUAUAUUUGAGCAAUAAUAGAUUAAAUGGGACAAUUUUGCCUGAAAUUGGGCUAUUAAAGCAGCUUCAUGUCUUAGAUUUGAGCCGGAAUAACAUCACUGGGGUCAUUCCUGAUUCCAUUUCCAAUAUGGAGAACUUGGAAAUUUUAGAUUUGUCAUACAAUGACUUGCAUGGGUCAAUACCCCAAUCAUUUGCCAAGCUCACGUUUCUGUCAAAAUUUAGUGUGGCAUAUAAUCACUUGCAGGGUGUGAUUCCAACUGGUGGGCAGUUUUAUAGCUUUUCCAGCUCAAGCUUUGAGGGGAACCCUGGACUUUGUGGGAAAAUAGUCUCUCCUUGUCAUGUUGUGGACAGUAGUAUGCUCAGGCCAGCUAUUCCAUCUGGCCCAAACAACAAAUUUGGUCGAAGCAGCAUCCUUGGAAUAACAGUGAGUAUAGGAGUUGGGAUUUUGUUGCUUCUUGCCAUUGUUCUACUUAGAAUGUCAAGGAGGGAUGUUGGCGAUCCGAUUGAUGAUUUGGAUGAGGAACUCAGCAGGUCACACAGGUUAUCUGAAGCCCUUGGCUCAUCAAAAUUGGUUCUUUUCCAGAGUUCAAACUGCAAGGAGCUCACAGUUACAGACUUGUUAAAAUCUACAAACAAUUUUAACCAAGCAAACAUAAUUGGUUGUGGUGGGUUUGGACUGGUUUAUAAAGCGUACCUUCCAGAUGGUACAAAAGCUGCAGUCAAGAGGCUUUCUGGUGAUUGUGGUCAGAUGGAACGUGAAUUCCGAGCUGAAGUUGAAGCUCUUUCAAGAGCUCAGCACAAGAACCUUGUUUCUCUUCAAGGUUAUUGUAAGCAUGGCAAUGAUAGGUUAUUAAUUUAUUCCUAUAUGGAAAACGGAAGCUUGGAUUAUUGGCUGCAUGAAAGUGUUGAUGGGUCUUCAAUUCUCAAAUGGGAUGUAAGACUUAAGAUAGCUCAAGGAGCAGCUCGUGGGUUAGCUUACUUGCACAAGGUUUGCGAACCAAACAUAGUUCAUCGAGAUGUAAAAUCUAGCAACAUACUUUUGGAUGAAAAAUUUGAAGCUCAUUUAGCAGACUUUGGUCUCUCAAGGCUACUUCGCCCAUAUGAUACCCAUGUCACAACAGAUUUAGUUGGAACACUGGGUUAUAUUCCUCCAGAGUACAGUCAGACGCUAACUGCAACCUGCAGAGGUGAUGUUUACAGUUUUGGUGUUGUUCUUCUGGAGCUUCUUACUGGUAGAAGGCCUGUGGAAGUAUGCAAAGGAAAAAAUUGCAGGGAUUUGGUGUCUUGGGUGUUUCAGAUGAAAUCUGAAAAAAGGGAGGCAGAAAUUAUAGAUCCAUCAAUAUGGGACAAGGAUCGUGAAAAGCAGCUGUUGGAAAUGCUUGAAAUUGCCUGUAAAUGCUUAGACCAGGAUCCAAGGCGGAGACCCUUAAUUGAUGAAGUUGUUUCAUGGCUGAAUGGUAUUGAAAAUGAGGUUGUUCAACAAUGAACCUUCAUUGGUUUGUUUACUCUUUGAAAUCUUAGUCGGGAGGGUAUACCUGUAAAGCAAACAUUGUCAAGUUUCUAUAACAUUGGAAGGAGUCCUGACCAAAUGACUUUGAUUUGUUGCAGAAACGAUCAUUUGGCAUUGUAUACUAACGGUUGAGAGUUGUAUACAUAGGCUAUUUUGGCCAUUUGUUCUACCUGAAAUAAGUAAUUAUAGAAUAUCUAAUUAUUUCCUCUAAUUUUUCCUCUCUGAA
Molecule: messenger RNA, 3935 nt
Organism: Theobroma cacao (cacao)
Lineage: Eukaryota; Viridiplantae; Streptophyta; Magnoliopsida; Malvales; Malvaceae
Gene: PSKR2
Product: phytosylfokine-alpha receptor 2
Biological process (GO): protein phosphorylation
Molecular function (GO): receptor serine/threonine kinase binding; protein kinase activity; ATP binding
Source: RefSeq, a predicted model, not a curated record